CCAAGGCCAACGCAUCCCUAGACACUCUUGACAAAAUCGGAAUUCCCAGCAGAAAACAUUGUAAUCGCUGUCAAGAUCUCUGCUGCCUAAAGAAGCCUAGCGCACCAGCCACAGACUUCCGCCUGAAGUACCCCACCAGCGCCACAUCUAAAACCGAAGCUCGUCAGCCUUUAGAAUUGCUUCACUUCACUUAUCCGUUCUUUCGCCUCCCAAAUACCCUCCCUAGAACACGAAGUCGUGUACUAGUCGUCUAAGCAAGCCGUGUGGGCCGCAUUCUCUCUUCCCACGACCAAUAAAGCUCCCACCUCCACCUCCGCUCCUCCUUCACAGAAGAACACCUCCGGCAGCACCCACCGCAUCAACAACAAAGAUCCUUGGAGAACCGCUGCAGAGAAACCCGCCAUGUCCGCAGAAGCUUCAGUCCCAGGAGCUUCGGUCUCGAAAACUUCAGUUCCGGAAGCUUCAGUACCGGGAGCUUCAGUGCCAGAAGGUUCAGUUGCAGAAGCCCAAGUGGAUGGCGCCACUGAAGUAAAGAAAGGGUCAGCGUUGCAGGAGAGCGAGGCCAUCGUCGAGGUCAAGCUGGCUGACCUUCAGGCCGACCCAAACAAUCCGCUAUUCUCAGCUAAAUCAUUUGAAGAGCUCAACCUAUCUGAGGAACUUCUGAAAGGAAUCCGCCAGAUGAACUUCCGCCGACCCUCGAAGGUUCAGGAGAAGGCACUGCCGCUGCUUCUUUAUAAUCCACCCACGAAUAUGAUCGCACAAUCGCAAUCCGGAACUGGAAAGACGGCUGCUUUCUCGCUCAACAUACUCUCUCGAGUCGAUAUCAGUAAUCUAUCUCCCCAAGCUUUGGUUCUCGCGCCUAGCCGCGAGCUUGCGCGACAGAUCCUCGGUGUUAUUGAGACUAUGGGCCAGUUCAUGAACGGACUAGUCACUAUGGCUGCAAUCCCAGAUCCAAGCAAAAGGAACCAGAAAUAUGAAGCGCACGUUCUCGUCGGGACGCCCGGGACCGUCAUGGACAUGCUUCGGAGGCGGUACAUUGACGCCAGGUCGAUGAAGGUUCUGGUACUCGAUGAGGCAGACAACAUGCUCGACCAGCAAGGUCUUGGAGAUCAGUGUACGCGUGUGAAGCAACUUCUACCGAAACAAAUUCAGACUGUCCUGUUCUCAGCAACCUUUCCCCAACAUGUUAUCAACUACGCCGAGAGAUUUGCUCCAAACGCGAAUGUCUUGACCCUUGCACAUGAAGAGCUUACGAUCGAAGGAAUCAAGCAAUUGUAUAUCGACAUCGAUAAGGACAAUGACAAAUACUCAACUCUCCUCAAAUUCUACGGGUUGAUGACACAGGCGUCCUCCAUCAUCUUUGUGCGAACUCGCGCAACAGCCCAAGAACUCGAGGCACGUAUGGUAAACGAAGGACAUAAAGUUGCACAAUUGAGUGGUGCGCUGGAGGGGCUGGAACGUGACCGAAUCAUUGAUCAAUUCCGAAGCGGAGAGGCGAAGGUGCUCAUCACGACCAACGUGCUCGCACGCGGUAUCGACGUCCAGUCCGUCACCAUGGUCAUUAACUACGAUAUUCCAACGGAUGCACACGGUAAAGCGGAUCCGGAGACUUAUCUUCACCGCAUCGGUCGUACUGGCCGAUUUGGACGCGUCGGUGUAGCUCUUUCCUUUGUCCAUGACCAGAGGAGCUGGCAACAGCUCAACGAAAUCGCAAACUAUUUCAAGACGGAUCUCCACAACAUCGACACUAGCGAUUGGGAUGCCGUCGAGGAGAUGAUCCAGAAGAUUAUCCGGAGCUCACGCGCUGGAAAAUCUACUAAGGAGAUGACAGAUAUGAUUACAGGCUCAUGAAGAGGAUAUAAUUUCGUCGACCAAUCGGUGAACAUAGUGAACCGAAGGAUAGGUGUAAUUUGGGGAGAUGGUCUACAUCAAAAAGAUUCAUCGGAAUACGGCGGUUGUUCGAAGCCAACAUACUCCAGCUUUAACGUACCGUGUUCAUUCGAGACGGGGUGGAUUUAGCGGUAAUGCAGACAUGGUGGAAAUUUGCGGAAAAUGAGAUAGAAC
Messenger RNA from Lindgomyces ingoldianus, 2064 nucleotides. RefSeq names its product ATP-dependent RNA helicase-like protein dbp5. The record is from RefSeq and is a predicted model, not a curated record. Gene Ontology annotation, biological process: poly(A)+ mRNA export from nucleus. Gene Ontology annotation, molecular function: RNA helicase activity; RNA binding; ATP binding. Lineage: Eukaryota; Fungi; Ascomycota; Dothideomycetes; Pleosporales; Lindgomycetaceae. The transcript has 5 exons. Bases 403 to 1851 code for a protein of 482 amino acids. Gene Ontology annotation, cellular component: nucleus; cytoplasmic stress granule.